AAGGGGGUUCUAAAACCCAAGGGUAAGUUGAGUGAGGGGCGACGGAGGGGGUUCUGAAACCCCCCAUGGGUAAUUCGAGUGAGGGGCGAAGUGAGGAGGUUCUGAAACCCCAAGGUUAAGUUGAGAGAGGGGCGAAGUGAUGGGGUUCUAAAGCUCCCCAAGGGUACGUUGAGUGAGGGGCGAAGUGAGGGGUUUUUGAAACCCCAAGGGUAAGUCGAUUGAGGGGUGAUGGAGGGGGUUCUGAAACCUUCCAAGGGGUAAGUUGAGUGAGGGGUGAUGGAGGGGGGUCUGAAACCCCCCAAAAGUAAGUUGAGUGGGGCGAAGUGAGGGGGUUCUGAAAUCCCAAGGGUAAGUUGCCCGCUUCCCGCUGCCCGCUGCCCGCUGCCCGCUGCCCGCUGCCCGCUGCCCGCUGCCCGCUGCCCGCUUCCUGCUCCCCGCUUCCCACUGCUCGCUUCCCGCUGCCCGCUUCCCUCUGCCCGCUUCCUGCUGCCCGCUGCCCACUUCCCGCUGCCCGCUUCCCGCUGCCCGCUUCCCGCUGCCCGGUGCCUGCCUCCCGCUGCCCGCUUCCCGCUGCCCGCUUCCCGCUGCCGGGUGCCUGCCUCCCGCUGCCCGCUGCCCGCUUCCUACUGCCCGCAUCCCACUGCCCCUCUGCUGCCCGCUGCCCACUUCCCGCUGCCCGCUGCCCGCUGCCCGCUGCCCGCUGCCCGCUGCACGCUUCCCGCUGCCCGCUUCCCGUUUCCCGCUGCCCACUGCUCGCUUCCCGCUGCCCGCUUCCUGCUGCCCACUGCCGACUUCCUGCUACCCACUGCCCGCUUCCCGCCACCUGCCGCCCCCUGCUCGCUUCCCGCUGCCAAGAACAGUGUUUUUUUGGCGAACAGUAGCUGAUUCUGGGAUUGCAGACUUGCAAAUCACUUGAAUUCCCCAGUCAAAAAGUGCCUGUCUUUCCUCGUCGCAAGCUGCUCGCCCAAAACCGUCGUAGAAACUCCGUGCGAUGCACACAGUGUUUUUACACAAUCCGCAUCUAAAUGAUCGUGUCGCAACAAACAGCACAACGAGUUCUUUCGCCAUUCCUCCAAUCAGCAAGCUUGACCAGAAUUUGUUUCGACGCACUUUUCUUGUUCAUGCUUGAACUCGAAGCUGCCUUCCAUUCUAUACUUAGACGGAUUUCAAAACACCACAUUCAAGUGGUUUCCAGGUCUGCCAUUUUAACCGCCGGCUUUAAGUGCCCAAUUAAAUGUAUAUCGUAUC
Messenger RNA from Closterium sp. NIES-67, 1248 nucleotides. The record is from the annotation of a GenBank genome assembly. Lineage: Eukaryota; Viridiplantae; Streptophyta; Zygnematophyceae; Desmidiales; Closteriaceae.